CCCCACCUUCAAAAUAAUUGAGAAAAAAGUUCAGUUAACCAAAAAGGUGUUUUUUAGUGUUUUUGGAACUAAUUUCGUGGACUUGUAUAGGACUUAAAUAUUAUAAAAGGUGUCUAAUCGUCUGAGAACAAUAUAUUUGUGUUCGGUAUGUGAGUUAUGAUAUCAAACAAUUCAUCCUACAAACUCAGGGCCUCCAAAAGCUCUAGAGAGGUCCAUGAAUUUGAUUAUGGUAAUUCAGAUGACAAUUACGACAAUGUCGUUGAUGAAGAUGUAAAAGGCGCCCCUUAUUUGAAAGACUCUAGAAAUAAGGGGGGAGUAGGUAGAACCAGGUCCACUGAAUUUAGAUCUAGCAAAAUCAGUGAUCGAAGAGGUGGGUCCAGAAGCAGAGGUUCUGGUUUACCGGGACGCAAGGGAGACCGAGAGUACUCGGACAACUUUUAUAAUAUAAGGAAAUAUGAUUCCAGAAAUUCAGAAUUACUUGGAAGUAGAGGGAAGUUUUAUGAACCAGAGAAGAAAACUGAAAUCAAAUUGAACUUGCCAGAAGAUACAAGAAUAUCCAAACUUCUUAGAAGGCUCAAUAUAGAAACUGAUCAAGACAACUCAUUGGCUAUUUCAAAGAAGCUUCUUGAAGUAUUACUUUUACCUGACAAUGCUCACUAUGUUCGCAAAGCUUUUCACAUUCUUGGAGAAUCCAUGUUUGAAAUCUUACAUGUUUCUCCUGGACCUAUGGCGAAAAAACAAGCUGCAAGGGCACUGGGUCGCAUGGGUUACAUAAUGGGCCAAGAAAAUGAUUUUGAAAGAUACCAGCAUUGGUUAUUUAAUAAAAUGGCCAACACUUUUGAGGAGAUGCAGAUUUUGCUAAUGAGAAGUAUUCAUGAAACUUUAGCAUUUGAGGAAAAGAAACCUGUUUUACAAAGUCACAUUGAAAAUCUAAUAAAUAACUUAGUAGCGGCAAUUGAAACCAUAGAAAAUGCGGAAGUAUUUAAAUCUAUACUUGAUGUCUUGGUAACUGUUGUUGAAAUGUACCAAUCAGAAUUUUAUGAACAAUUUCGAGACACCAUAGAUUUAUUAUUUGGAUGGCAUGUAGAUCACACUCAACCUCUAAGCAACAUUGAAUUCAUUUCGAAAAGCCUGCAAAGAAUUUCACAUCAUUUUAAGUUUUAUUUAGAAUUUUCUGUUCAGCUAAUAGAAAAUUUUUUAGAGGACAUUGGAAACUAUGCUGCUCAAUUAAAGGAAACGGGGGAUAUGAGUACUUUAGAUCAUGUCACUGUAUUGAUUUUGGCUAUGAAUACAGUUUUAAAAUGUUUAGACAAGACAUUUCAUCCAGAAACUAACAAAAAUGUAUCAGUAGAGUUUAUAACUUCUGCAUUAUCAAGAAUUAUUAAAACCGUAACUGACAGUUUAGAAUCAUAUGUUCCAGAUAAUUUGACAAUUGCUGGUAAUGACUGUAUUGGAUUAUUACUUAGUUAUCUUGAAAACAAAUCACAAUUUAUUUGCAAUCAAAUAUACACAUUAAUUGAUAUGGAACUAUCUAUGUUAACAGAUUUAUCAGAUGCCACUGUUAUUUCUCUGUUAAUUUUAAUAUCAAAAAUUGUUAAGGAACUUUCUGCUAAUCUACCUAUAGAAUUAAUAGAAAAACUUAUUGGUCCAAAUUCUGAGAUUGUAAAAUUAAGAUCUUCGCCAUUUAAUAACAUUCAAGAGGCUGUUAUUUGUGUGUACCAAGCAUUGUUAAAUUUAAAAAAUGUGUCAUUGCUACAAGAAGCUUAUAGAUAUGUUUUGGGUGACUUGGAAAUAGUCUACAAGCAAAUAGUGCCAACAGUACACCCUUUUACUCAUAAUAACCCAUUUUCUAAUUUUACUGGAAAAGACCCAGAACAAACAACACUGUUCUUAUUAAGGUGCCUAUCACAAUUGGCAAAUGCAAGUUCAAUUAUUGUUAUGUGGGCUCUGAAACCAAGUAUUUUGGAGCUUGUUGGAGUAUAUAUGAUGCCACAUGACAGGAAUUUAUGUAAAACAGCACCUUCUUUGCAAUACUGUAUGCUGUAUUUACUAUUUUCUCAUUGUAAAUGUUAUAAUCACUUUAUAUCAAACAGUACUUUAGUCAACAAAACUCAAGAAGUUACAAAUAUUAUGAAUAGGUUCGCAUUAACCGAAGGCUUAAAUAUUAAUGAUGUUCCUAACAAAUCACCUAAUUCUGGAAAUUUUGCAGUCAUAUUAGACAUAAUAAAUAAUGCACUUUCAGCUGACGCUUCAACUGACAUAAUGCUACUACUUCUGCAAUGGCUAAAUGAUGUUCUGAUCAACUCAGAAAUUUAUUUAGAAAGCCUAUAUGUUGAUGAAAAGUUUUCUAAAAUGGUUGAUGCUCUAGUAUGCUGUGGAUAUAGUUUUAACAAUAAAAUUGUGUUAGCUGUAUAUGAUAAUCUUGAUAAACUAUUAUCAAACAAACAAUUGUCAUGGUCUAAUAAUUUUUUAUCCAAUAUCUGCGAUCUUUGUAAAUUGCACAUGAAUUCUAAUAAGCCUGAGAUUCGUAAUUCUUAUUCAAAAUUAUCAUCCAAUAUACCAUGGGACAUAGCUGUAGUAGAGCUAAAUAAAAUGAAUUCUAUUUACUCAAUGAAAUUAAAGAGUACCUAUCUUAAAGAAUACAAUAACUAUAUGGUUUACCUAGCUCAACAUUUACAUUUAAAUGGUACCGUUGAUGGAGAAAUGUACCCCUUACAUUUUAAAACUUUGAUGAAGUAUCUUCUACACAACGAUACAUUAUCUGCAAAUUGGUUGGAAGACAUUUUUACUUGUUGUUGGGCUAUCGAAUCCGAGUCUCAAAUGAAUAUGGAGUUGUUUUUUGAACUUGUUAUUAACAAUCGUCAAGUUUUAAACAAUUGGAUAACUUUGGAAGCUGCCGAAUUUUGUGUUAAUUAUAAAUUGAGAACUCCUUUAGGAAAACCAAAUGAAACUUUCACUAAAAUCGAGGGGACACUAAACACUCUAGGAAAUGAGUUGAUAGCUCUUAAGAAAAAUCCAGAAAAAAAACUAGAAUCUGACCACAACAAUGGAAAUAGAGUUAGAAUGCUAUUGAGAUUCGUAGAAAAUCUGGAGAAAGCUAUCUACAAUGCCUCUGAAGGGUGUGCUUUGGCUAUGCCACCCCCAUCAAAAGUCGUUAAAUCUUUUUUCAUUGCAAAUACAAAUACUUGCCAUGAAUGGUUUUGUAGAAUACGCAUCGUAUUAAUGCACAUAGCAUUGCAUUGUGGAGAAAUCAAUGUAGCGCUGAGAAAUGGGCUUUGCUACCUCAAAGAUUUUAUUGAUCUUGGUAGGACCAGUACUCAAGAGUUUGAACGAGUUGCUAUGAUUGUAACAUUGGCCAUGUUACAUCUAAAAGAACCUGAAGCCUUAUAUGGACUUUAUGCUUGGUGUAAAACUGUUCUAGGCAAACGCUAUUUAUGGAUGAAAUGUGCUGCAGAACAAUGUUGUAAAAAAUAUGAAAUGGCAGUUGAAGGUUAUAAGAAAAUUUUACAAGAGAAGACUGAUUCAUAUCAUUCAUCUGAAGAUGAGAGUAAACUCGAUAGUGAUAUACAUAAUUUUAUCAUAGACCAAAUAAUAAUUUGUUACAAAGAAAUGAGUAAUUGGAUUGAUUUAUUUGAAUGGCAUACUGAACAAGAUACCAUUGAAAAUGGAAGGAAAUACUGGUUUAAUGUUACAGAUUGGGAUACGAAUAAAAUAUUAUUUGACAUGGAGUCAAAAAACCAUGCAUUUGAUGAAUUGGGCACUUGGAAUUUCAAAAAUAAGGAAUCUUGGAGUAUUUAUGAAAAUGUGUGUAAUGUAGAAAGCAAUUUAUAUAAUAUUGCUGUAAAAUUAGCAACCAGAAAAGAUCAAAAUUAUGCUUCAGAAAUAGAUAAUAUGAUGACCAAUAUUCAGAAUAACAUUGAAGAUCAUUUACACUUAGCUCCAUCUGAUAGCCUUCAGAAUUUUUCUCUAUUACACUAUGUUGUUAAUGGUUUAAAACAUGUAGCGCAAGGAAAUCCUGCACACACUGUAUUUUUAGUUUCUGAGUCAUUUGAAACUGAAAUACAUAGAAUCGAUUCUUCUGUCCUUAGAAAAAUACUUUGGUGGUCUGAGUACUUCGGAAAAGUCCAAAAUCAAGGAUUUAAUGUAUUUUGCAGUAACUUAAGAUUAGACAUUAUUAAGAGAUCACGUAAAGAGAAAAAUUUUAAAAUGACCAUCAACCAAAUCAAUAAAUUCUUUGUAGACAGAGAUAUCGUAAUGUCUGGAGAACUGAAUAUUAAAGAUAUAGCAACCACUUUUAUACAAAAAAUACCAGAUAUAAAUAUAUGGACAAUUGAUGUUGCCAGGGCUGUUUUUGAGGUUAUAAAACUAUCCUAUUCUUAUGAACAAAACCAUCAGCAAACAUUUAACUUGUGUGCUGCAGGCUCAACAGCUAUUUCUAAAUAUGCAGAAUUAUUUGGUGUAAAUGAAUUAAGAAAAAUUAGUAGCAAAAUAUUGUUGAAAUUAUCAAAUUGGUUGCAAAACAAUGAAAGUGUUUCUUUAACUGAAAUGAAUAGUCCUUUAGGGAAGCUUAUACUGGUUUUACCAGAAAUAGGGAUGGUAGAAUGUACCACUUCAAAUAUAAUUCCUCUAAAUGAAAUUUCGAUAGGAAAACUUCUUCAAUUCAGUGUGCACCACUACGGAAAUCUAGCUAAGAGUUGGAAUGCUUUUGGUACUUGGUGUUACCGUUGGGGUAAAAAAAUUGUAGACCACAGUUCUGAUAUUAAAAAUAAUUUAAGCGAUGAACAUUGCUUAGAAAUAAAAAAGUUAUUGCCGCCUGAAACAUCUGAAGAAGACUUAACAAAAAUAUUUUUAAUAUUAUCUCAAACUCGCAACAUUAUUGAUGAAGAAGACAUUGAUUCCAAUGAAAUUAAAACCUCUGAGAUGAUCCAAUCUCAAUUACAAAAUGUCGGAAUUUUAAAAGAUGCGUUAGAAACUCAGUUACAGAGUUUAUUGCAAAUAUGGAGAAGUACCCAGAAAAGAAUAUAUCAUUAUUAUGCUCUAAGCGCCGAGGCUUACUUUAAAUAUUUACAGCUAGUACUUCAAUCUGAAAAUGUUACAAAGAAUACAGAGUGCAAUACAAUAACAGUAACAUUAAGAUUGCUGAGAUUAAUUGUAAAAUACGCACUUGAAUUGCAAAAUAUUCUUGAAGAAGGUCUUCAAACAACACCAACGCAUCCUUGGAAAGUUAUAAUUCCUCAGCUUUUCUCAAGACUUAACCAUCCAGAAAGUUAUGUCCGCCUUCGUGUUUCUGAUCUUUUAUGCAGAGUAGCUGAAGAUGCUCCCCAUCUCAUCACCUUCCCAGCUGUUGUGGGAGCACUGGAAGGGGGAUUGAAGUUUGAUUUCUCUGAAAUAACUCUACCGAAAGACUGUUUGUCUCAGAACAACGAAUCAUGUGAAGAAAAUGAACUUAACGAAGAAGAUGAUAACUAUGAUAGUGACGAUAAUGAAGAAGUCGUUACUAAUAAUAGUUUGCAGAUUUGUUUUAAGACGAUGGUAGAUACUUUGAGCAAACAAGAUCCUGAGACUAUUGCACAAGUACAAACCCUUGUCAAAGAAUUAAGAAGGAUUACACUUCUUUGGGACGAAUUAUGGUUAGGAACCCUAGCCCAGCACCAAUCCGAAAUUAAUAAAAGACAACAGCAACUGGAAUAUGAAAUUGAAAAAGUAAAUGAAAACGCCAGUUUAGAUAAAGCAGAGAAGGCAUCACUUGUUGUAGAAAAGCACAGAAUUAUCAUAAAACCAAUAAUAUUUGUCUUGGAACAACUGUUAGAUGUGACUAGUGUAGAAGCAGAAACUCCUCAUGAGAAGCAAUUCCAAGAGAAAUAUUUAGAAGAUAUUGUAAAAGUUAUUAAAAAUUUAAAAGAUCCCGAUCAUCCGGAAAAUCCACAAGAAUCCCUAUUACCACUUAAACAAUUACAAAAGAAAUUUCAGCAGAAAUUCCACAAAAGAGCUUCUUAUUCACUUAAAAUGCAAGAUAUUAGUCCAGUACUUCACAAUUUGAAGGACAGCGUAAUAGCUAUGCCAGGUUUAGCAUCAAUAACAAAGAAAAACGUUACAAUUUCCUAUGUUUCUAACAUUGUAUCCAUUUUACCAACAAAAACGAAACCUAAAAAAUUAAUAUUUUAUGGUUCUGAUGGCCAAACUUACACUUAUCUCUUCAAAGGUUUGGAAGAUUUGCAUCUAGAUGAAAGAAUAAUGCAAUUUUUAAGUAUAGCUAACACGAUGAUGGCCCAAAUUGCUGAUCCAUCUGGUUCUAAUUUCUACAAAGCCAGGCACUAUUCUGUUAUUCCAUUAGGUCCAAGAUCUGGACUAAUUUCCUGGGUUGAUGGUACAACACCGGCUUUUGCUUUAUAUAAACGAUGGCAACAAAGAGAAAUUGCUAAACCGAAUUCAAAAAGUUUCACCAAUGUUAAUGCUGGCGUAUUAAGGCCUUCAGAACUAUUUUAUAAUAAAUUGAAUCCUCUACUUCAAGAACACGGCAUCAAGAACAUAGAGAACCGCAAAGAAUGGCCUUUGAGCAUCUUAAAACAAGUUUUGACCGAACUCAUGAAUGAAACUCCAAGUGAUUUGCUUUCUAGAGAAUUUUGGUGCAAUUCAGUUAGUCCAGACUUAUGGUGGCAAGUUAUUAAACGUUACUCAUAUUCAAUUGCUGUUAUGAGUAUCAUAGGCUAUAUUAUCGGUUUGGGUGAUAGACAUUUGGAUAAUGUGUUAGUUGAUUUGACUAGUGGUGAUGUCGUUCAUAUUGACUACAAUGUUUGCUUCGAGAAGGGCAAGACUCUUCGAGUACCAGAGAAGGUGCCAUUUAGACUGACUCCGAAUAUUAAGGAUGCAUUGGGUGUGACUGGAGUUGAGGGCAUUUUUCGUUUGGCAUGUGAGAAUGUUUUGAAAGUAAUGAGGAAAGGCAGAGAAACUUUAUUGACAUUAUUAGAGGCAUUUGUUUAUGAUCCACUUAUUGAUUGGACGGUAGGUGGUGAAGUUUUAGCUGGUACAACAUUUGGAGCUCUAACUACAGAUACGAAUUCCAAACAGAGUAAAAAAGAAUUGGAGAAGGAAGUUACUUUGUCGAUGUUUAACGUAAGAUGUACAGAGAUGCGAGCAGAAUGGAACGAAAAUAAGGAAGAAAUUCUAAAUGAAAUACCAAACUUGAUCAAGAGCCUGAACGAAUAUUUGACAUUAAUAACAAAAGUUGCCGAUAUGGAAGAUAAACUUCAAGAUUUACAUCAACAGCUCGCCCUAAUCAAAGAAGCAGAAGCUCAGGGUGUCCACAACCAUUCUUUGUAUUCCCUACCAUCGCAUUUCGAUACUUAUCAUAAGUCUCAAGCUUCUAUCAAUAAUGCCAAAUCUGAAUUGUGCAACAUUAUUAGCGAUUGUGAAGAACAUAUUAAGAUUUAUUCAAAUUUACUUGUAUUACAUGAUAACCAACAGUUUUCGCAAUGGUUAAUGGACAUUAAAGUUGUAACUAAUGAAGAUAGCAUGCGUAUUUUCGAUUUAGUCAAAGAAUUCCUACAUAACGCUGGCAAAAAUGAUGUUAUUACUCAGUGUGAGCAUUCAGAAAAAGAAGUUUUUCAGUUGUUGCAACACCUAAACUUAUCUGUACGAAAAUGUUUACAGAUAUAUCAAGAUUAUUUUUCGAUACUUACUCAAUGUCCUAAGUCUUAUUUAGAUUCGCAUAGAGUAUACAUGUAUAUAAAGUGGUGUAAAUUUCUAUUAGAAAACAACAACUACUCCAGCUGCGAUGUUGUUUACCAACAAAUUAGAGACUUCUUGGAUUCCCCUACAAUCAUCCAUCCUCAGGUGGUCGCCGUUGCAUACAGUUUGGAAACUUUAUACAAAGAAAAUUUAAUGCAAGUCAAUAAAUUAUUUGGCGAUUUAGAAAAUUUCCGGUCUAAAGAAUCUAGCGAAACUUUAGAGAAAGUAUACAACAACGCCAAAGCCGGCGUUAAUACGUUUAUAACACUGGAAAAAGGAGCAACAAGUGCAUUAGAAUUCGUUAUCGUUAGUGAAUGGGUUCUUUUGAAUAGGAAUUUAUUAACAUUGGAAAUAGCUGCACAACGUAGCGGUGAUUGGUUGAUCAAAUUAACAUCGCGAGAUGGAGACUGGUUCUUAGAUGAUCUCCUAUUACACAGCACCAGAGCAGUAGAAAUGAUUAGUUACCUUCCUUCUUCCAAGCAAAAUUACAAUGAAAAUUUUUAUAAAAUUUUGAACGGCAUCAAAAUUGCUAGUAACAUUUAUAAAGGAUUGUACGACUUGAAUUAUAACUUCCAUACAAUCAUACUUCCGGAAUCUAUGAAGAAGAUACAGGCAGAAGAACCUUCAGUAAUUGAGCUGAUUAAAGAUUUGAAUAGAAUUAUUGCCGACAUUGGCGUUUCGAUUCCGGAUAUGAUUGCGCAGUUAGAGAAACUUUUGACGUGCGUUUUGAUGCAAAUGGACUAUGGUAGCAAUUAUGAGUAUAUCUUGGAGAGAGUUUCAAUGAUCAAAAAAAAUUUUUUGGCCCUAAUACCCACUCAAUCCGAUUCUCUGAGCCAAGGAAAGAUGUUGCUAAUGGGUUUUAAUGGACUUUUUGAAAAAUUGUCUCAAGAAAUUGUCAAUUUAACGAACACUUUGGGUCAUUUGGAUAUACCAAAAUCAUGGAAGCGACUAGAUCAUGUUAAAGAAGCUAAAAAUAUAGCUCCACAUAUUUUUAACAUCCAAGUUCGAUCAAUUCUGGAAGAUAUAUUUUUCUUAAAGAGACUAAAAGCCAUCGUUGAAUUUUUUACUUUGGUGCAAGAAAUGUGUCAGUCUCUAAAAGGCAUUGGAUCUGGCAUUAUUUUCAAUGACGAACAAUUAACCAAACCUGUGAAACAGUUUAUAGCCGAAUUUAUUUCACGGAAAUUGUUAGGAAUAUUACCCGAAAUUGUAACAUAUGCAGUAUGUUUCUUAUUACAACAUUUAGGAUUAGACGUUACCAAUGAAAUUGAACAAAAAGAUAUUGGUGCUGAAAGUAAAGUUCCGCUAGACGAAUUGUACACAAAAGCUUGGAACAUCUUACUCAAAGAUGGCACAUUUUCUCAAAACAUACUCUCACAAGCAUCCAGUCUUGAAACAAACCUAAAACUAGCUUGGGAAAAAAUACAGGAACCUAAGAAAAUUGAACAAAAACUCACGGUUCUUCAAUCUAGUACAAUCAGGUUGCAGGGUCAGUUAGCAGUACAUAACAUGAUGUUUGACGAAAUUUUACAAUUGCAAAGUUUUUCAUCUGUACGAGCAAAAUUUACAGUUGAUAUCCAAAACGAAAUAGGCAACUUACAGAAUAUUUACAGGCAGCUUGUAGAAGCGAAGAACAACCAGGAAAAGUUAAUAGAAAAAGCUGACCAAAGACUGAAAUGGGCCAAAGGCGCUAAUCCGAACGUGGGAGAAAUAUCAGCAGCCUUUGAGGGCGCUGUAGAAAACAGAAAUAUUCAACUGGAUUUGGGAUUAAAAACCGCGAACCAUAUUCUUUCAUCGUAUAGCACUGUUUUAAAACACGAAUUAUUAAGAUCAAGAACUUCCGAGGUCACUAAGGAUCACGACAAAAUGUUUUUGAAAGCAUUUGAAACUUGGCGCUUGGCUUGCCAAUACACAGAUUCGAGAACAGAUUCUCUACUUCCAUCAGAAGAAAGUAUCUUGAAAAUGCUGACCCCCGAAUUACUUAAAGAUUCAAAGUGGUUACAAAAAGUAUCUGAAUCUCUUACCGACACUAUUACACAAGCUCAAAAAGAAUUAAAAGAUAGUAGAGAAACUAGUUUCUCAGAUAAUGAUAAUUUAACAUCAUUAAUGGACAAUUUCAAGGCUAUUUAUAAUAUACAUGGUAAAUUGAUCUCCGAUGUUAAAGGUUUGAUGAAAAUCAUGACGAAAAUCGAAGAUUACAGCAUCCCUACUCAGUACUUUAUACAGGAAUACAGAUCAUACAUCGAUCAUUUUUCAUCUCUAUUUUCCAAUUUCAAAAAGGAGCUGACCGUAGAAGAAAUCAAAUCACUAUUAAAUCAUUUAGACUACAUACGAGAUAAUACGGAAUCUCUAUAUGAAAAUUUACUAAAUUUAGAAUCGGCUCAAAAGAGAGCGCAACUUGUUAGACAGAAGUCUUUGAAUGACAAUAACGACAAAUUGAUUCACCAGAAGCAGGAGAGCACGACGAAGGGACAACAGAGAAAUGCUUAUGCGGUGAAUGUGUGGCGUAGAGUGAAAAUGAAGCUUGAAGGAAGGGAUCCCGAUCCAGGCAGAAAGAGCUCUGUUCAAGAACAGGUGGAAUACGUAAUCCACGAGGCAACCAAUUUGGAUAAUCUUGCUUUACUAUACGAGGGCUGGACUCCAUGGGUGUGAAAAGCGGCAACAGACAAGGCAGUAAACCUGCCGCCUGGAUCUCCUUCGGUUCUACUAGUAGAGCUCCGCGCACGAGUUGCGGCAAAUAAAUGUGGAAAAAGCAGCAUCUCCAUCUAAUUAUACUUGCUUAACCGGAUCAAGUCGCUUAGUUUUAUUGUUCUUGCAAGAGGUCGCGGUGUCAUCAAUCUACUGAAAGAAAUUUAAAAUUCAAAAUAAAAUGGACUUUGCAACACCAGUAAAACUUUGCUGUUUGCAAACAUAGCAAAGUCUUUAAAUAAAUGCUGCUUUUUAUUUUGUUAUCCAAGGUAUUGUCAGAGUUGGCAAAAAAAAAAAUAAAAAUACAUCUGUCAAGGUGACGGAACAAGUAUAAGUAUGAAGUUUAUUUAAAAGUGGCGAUGUAACUAUGCCUUUACAAUUCUUCAUUUGGUUUAUUACUUAUUUUCAUCUUUUCAUUAAUUUCUGUUUUUGUUUCUUUUUCAAAUAAAACUUGUUUUUUUUUUCAAAGUUUAUUUUAUGCCAUUUGUCACCUGUCACUUUAAUUUUUGGUACGUUCAAGAUGCACCAAUUCUAGUAGUUGGUAUAUAGAAUUUAUUUUUUUUUUCACAUUAUGUCAUUCUUUUCUCUUAUGCAAGGGAACAUGUUAGUAAAAAAAAUCUUUAUUGAACACCAUCUGAUUGGCAGUAGCAAAAUGUUACGUAUUUCGCAUAAAUUUAACUGUUAAUUUAAGUCUGCACAAAUUAUACUCCUUAACUUACGAAAGUUAUUGCUCCACUAAUUAUACGGAAUAAUUUUCACAAAAAAACAACUGCAGAAUAUCAAAUGUUUGGUUUCAUACUUGGUACCGCUAAAAGCAGGAAACUUUUGGCUGAUUUAUCAUUAAACUAUUUUUGUCUUUAUAGAAACAUGACAUUUGAUUGACUUAUUUAUUCAGUUAAAUAACUUUUAUAAGGGUCAGUUGGGUAACAAUUUAUCUAAAUGUUACUUCAUACAUUCUGGUUAGAACAUGUUUAUAUACCAUUUUAAUGUUUCUCUUCAAAUACUAUGGAUUAAAAGAAAUUUGUUACAGAAUUGACAAUUUUCAAAAUUGUGAAUGUCAAAAAAAAAAAAUAAAAAAAAAUGAAAAACGAAAAUGUAACCAUAAAUAGAUAUUAAUAUCACAUGUGUUUAUUGUAAAAUACAAUAAUAUAAAUAAAUGUUUUAAAAAAAGGUGAAUUUAAGUAGUAAAUGUUUAUUCUCACAAAAAAACUUUAGGAGAUAACUCGUAGUUACACCAUUCUAAUUAAUAUUUUGUGGCUCAAAUAUCACAGAAAGUUCACAAUCACAUGAUAUGUAUUGACAGCUUUUUUUAAAUUUUGUUUUCAAUCGAAAGACUAUGUAGAAAAUAAUAUUGUUAAAAAUUUAAUUCCUUGUCACCUAGCUAUUCAAGAGAUCUAUAAAAAGACCAUUAUUUAUAUAUCAUACAGUAAAAUACAUAAAGAAAUUAUGUCAAAAAGUUUUGUUUGCUGCAUUAUUUCAUUUUUAGUGAUAAUCUUAAAAUGUGUCUAAAAUAAAGCAGUUAAAAGACAAUAAAUAGAAUAUUAUUAAGUUAUGGAGUUUGUAGAUCAGCAUUCAUAAAUCUAUAACAAAAGCAACAUAGUGUCCCAUUAAGAAUGGGAAAUAGAAUAACUGAAGAUUCUCUGAUUAAAAAUAAGACGAUUAUACGAAACGCUUAGGUAAAAUGUUACUCUUUUCCUAAAUAUAGGCCGUUAAAGUUGAAAAUUCAAAAAUUCAAUACUCAGUACAAUUUUUCUAAAUUAUGGAACGUUUUUGGUGUUAUAAGAUACACCUAUCUUCAACAAAAUCAGUUAAAUAUACUUUGCCGGUGGCGUACGGCAUAGAUAACUGUCCAAAAAUUUUAGACUAUAAUUUAAAUUUUUUUGAUGAUUUUUAAAUAAAAUAUUCUUGUUGGAAACUUAUAAAGUGAUUUUCGAGAUAUUCACACUCUUUAUUUUGAUUUUUUUUUUUAUUUCUAAUAUAUGAGUACCUACAUUAUAAAUUUGAAAAACAUUAAAAGAUUUAUAAUUAUAGUCCAAUUAAGUUUUUGGACAGAGGCGUAAAAUUUAGAAGGGAUGAAAGAGUUACGUACCCAUGCCGCAAGACACUGGAAAAGUUUAUUUAACUGAUUUUUUUGGUGAUAGGUAUAUCUUAUGAAACUAAAAACGUGAAUAAUAAAAAAAUUGUAGCCAUUAAUAAUUUUUGAAUUUUCCCCGUAUUUCGGAAACUAGUAAUAUUUUACCUAAGAAUGUUUUGUUUAAUCGUCUUAGUUUUAAUCAGAGAAUCUUCAGUUGUUCUAUGUCCCAUUCAUAAUAGAACACCCUGUAUAGGAUUUAUUGCAUCAUUAUAUGGUUACUAAUAGUAAACAGCCAAAUGUGAUAUCGUCGUUGAUACUACAAUACGAGAUGUCACGAAAAUUUAAUUUCUCCACGGCCACUACUGAAUGUAGUUCUUCCGAAACCAAUUAUAAUAACAGAAAGAAAACAUUCCCGCUCUUGAUAUUGAAAGGACAUUCUGAAACACUUGCUUUUUAUGUUUUUUUAUAUGUAUUUCAUUCUAACUCUAGAGACAGCAGGUUCAUUAUGUAAUAGCUACUAGCCAAUGGCUGUGAAUACCACUUCCGAAUCGUAGAUAGUCAUGAAUUUCAUGACUGACAGUUCUAAGCGACAUAUUAGUAUUUGUUUUGAAUUUGCCUGAAUAAAGAUAGCGAACUUAAAUUCAAAAAUUGCUGAAUAUAAUGAUUCUUAAAUGGAAUUUAAUAAUAUUCCUCCUGAACUGACAAAUAAUUUAUAUAAAAACUUACCUAACAUAAGUUAGAUUACAUAUUUCAUUUUGUUCAAAGUUUCAUUUUACUAUUUUCAACUCCUACUGUGUUCUUGGCCGUGGAGAAAGUACAGUCUGUUACUCUGUUGGAAUGAAAAUCCGAUAAUCUUCCACUAGUAUCGAAUGUUCAUCCCAACCUUGUUACAGAAUAUGCACUUGCGUGCAUAGAAAUCGGCCCACCGUAAACUUUUGACUUUAACUAUAUUUUUUUUUUAAAUUAUUCAUCAGAUCAAAAAAUAUUCUGUUUGAAAGACAAUUUAAUUUGCUUUAAUCUUGUCUAAUUAUUAAUUAAUAAGAGUAAUGCUGUUUAAUAAUUAAAAAAAAAAUACAGUUAAAAGUCAAAAGUUUACAGUGGGCUGAUUUCUAUGCACGCAAGUAUACUAUUCACGGGCGACUCUAAAAUGCUAAUAGGUACUACAUAAUAAUUCCUACAUAGAUCAUAAUUGCUAAAUAUUAUAAAUACAUUUUUGGUAUGGAAUACUGACAAUACAAUGCAUGGCGCACAGUUGGUUGCAUACUUACAAACAAUAAAGUGAUUUGACGAAACGCGUCUUGCAGUAUCAACGAUGAUAUAUCAACUACAAAUCUAAAUAUAUGUUCAGAAAUAAAAAUCCAGACAGUAACACGUGACAAAACGUCAUAUACAUUAUUUAGACUUCGUUUGCUUUAAGAACAGGCCAGGCACGUCAUCAACUUUUAGACGACAUGCCCAACUACAGAAAAACAUACAAAGUUUAUGUAUUAUAUUUAUUGUACGCUCAAGUACAGUGGAAAAGCCAAAACAAUAUUUUAACAAAAAUAAACAAAUGCACGCCUAUUACUUUGUUUUGCUGUUGGUGGAACAACGGUGGUGUCCACCAUUCCAACGGCAGUGGGCGGGGCGCUGUUGCCUGUUAAAGCAAAUGAAUUCUAUUACCAGUUUUUUUACUACAUUUAUUUUAGUUUAGACUGAAAAAUAGUUGUGACAUAUCUGGGAAUCUCUUGAAAUUGGAAUAAUUAUUACGCAAAUUUGCUUAAAAAAACAGGAAUUUACAAAAUUACUGUACUGAAUUCGGAAUUAACGUACUCUCAAUAGAUGUUCUUGAAAGUAGUAGGGUAUAACCCUUUCACAUAUGAAUACAGUUUGAUAUUUAUAGUAAAAAAUUAUUAUAAACAUAUACCAAAAAAAACGGAAAAAAGUACUUAGGUAUUUUACACACAUUUAAGGAAAAAAAUAACUGAAUUUUUACAAAAAAAUGUUCAAUAUUAUUUAUAUAAAUUUAAUGUUGUUAUUGGGAAAAAAGGUGACUCGGGAAAAAAUGUUAUAUCGUUAUCUGCAUUCUAAUACCACGUAUUAAAAUUUUUUGACGAAAUGAGUUAAAGGCACUGGUUUUGAACUUAUUGUAGACACUUUAUCGUACGAUUCUAAUACGUCUUGUUAGAGAAUUUUGUAUUUUAUCAAAGAUUUAUUUUCGCUGUUAAUGAAUUUACGGCUAAAAAACCAGUACACUCUUUAAUAUACAUUUUUUUGAAGAUUUUCUGUACCAUCGAAUAAUUAAUAAUUUUCAAUAGCUGAUAUAUUUUUGGAAACAAGAGGCAGUCGGUAGUUUUUUAAAUGAAUAUAAAUUUUAUCUGAUAGCCAUUUUUUUACUAUUAGAAUGAAUGGUUUGAAGCAUCUGUGACUUACGGUUUUAGAUCAGGCAAUAACUGAAAGAUCAAAUUAAUUGAUGAAUAAUCUAUAGCCUAAUUUCAGUACUAAAACCAAAUCAAAUUUUAUUCAAGAAGUGACAAAAUAAUGGAUUUAUACAUGCGACGUUCACUUAGUGUCUAAUUGGAAAGAAAAUAAAAUAAUGCUGUAAUAAAAGAGAAAAAUAAAAUAAAAUAUUUUUGUUGACAUGAAGUUGAACAUAUUUAAUCAGGUAAGUACAUUGAGUAUUCAUCUUGUUCUAUUGCAUAUUUCUAAAACCUUAAAUUACAAACACUUCAAACCCUUUAUCAAUGGAAUAGUCAAAGGAACAACAUAAAAAAUACAUUUUUUUUAAGACCGACCAUACUACUUUAUUUACAACCAUCAUAUUUCGAUCAAAGUUAAUAAAUCUGUUUUGUUCUGAACAUACCUAAAAUAUUACAUUUAACGACAAAUUACCAAGCGCGCGGUUUUCUCAGAAUAAUCAAGUAGGUAAAUAUAUUGUUACUGUGAUUACGGGGUAAACAACUGUCACCAAUAUAAAUAAAUGUCAGGUAAAGCCGGAUAUUAAAUUCGCGAAUAAUAAAUAUCAAUAAGUAAUUUGUUAUAUUUUAGUUCAUUGUUGUUUUUUAUUGUUUGCCAUUAAAUAGGUAUUAUAAAAUUUGUCAAAAAAAUGUGUUAUUUUUUUUAAAUAUAAAAUAUAUUCAUCUAGAAUAGAUAAAAUGAGGGCGGGAAGUGAGGACGGGAAGUAGAGGUGUGUAAUGUGACACUUCCCAACCUUUAAUAACGUUAGUAAUGACAACAUUACAUAUAUGGUUGUAAAUAAAAGCUUUACCGGUCCCUGUUUUUUAUUUUUCCGAUCGCCGUUUGAUAAUACAGUCUGCUUUGAUUUGACAGAUCAUUGAUUUUUAAUUUGUUGUUUAUGUCAAACUUGUUUUCCCAAAUUUAAAAAUAUGGAUUUAGAUUUUGAAUUAUCUGACAUAGAAAAUAAUGUAUUUGAUCAUUAAACCUCUAUCCACAAUAACUUUCUGUAAUAUUGCAUUGGGAAUAUUGCUCUCCUCGUUUUCUAUAAAUUCUUUCGCGGCCGUCUAGUGAUCUCAGAUAAAACCUGUACUCAUCAGAGAAUAAUACAUUGGUCCAAUCAGCGCCAUUCCAGUUUUCGUGUUCUCUUGCAAAGACAAGUCGAGAUCUGCGAUGUUCUACGGAUAGCAGUAGACAUAGGGCUGGUCUUAUGGAUAAUAAAUUAUGUUCAGCAAGUCGUCGACGAACUGUUCAUCUGUUUACAUCCACAGAUCUCUCUUCCUUCAGACGAUUUGUCAGUUCAACUAAAGUUAAAUGCCGAUUUCUCAAACAUGAAGAGACCAAAAAAUCGAUAAUCUUGUUCGGAUGUUGCCCAUCUACGGCCUGAUCCAUUAUCUAGUUUUAGUAUUUAAUCACUUUAUUAAAUAAAAUAAAUAAUUGAGUUUACAUCGAAGUGUCGGUCUUAAAAAAAUAUUGUAUGUCACGCGACCGAAAACUAGUGUUAAGCAGGUCUUUCCAAGCUUCCAAGUCUCUCCUACGGCUUGCCCUGGAAUCUGCUUGUCUCGACCUGCAAAAUACUACUUUCCGGUCUUGUAACGCAAAUUACUAUGUUAGAAAGUAACCAAAUCCGCCUUCUCUCCAGAAAAAUUUUAACUACUGAACAGUUCCUAUAUAAAAUGUCAUUAACGUCAAAACCGAGAGGCUUUAAUUUAAUGUGAAAUUAUUUUCUGUUAGGUUUAAUAUGCUCGACGAAUUUUAAUCAUAAAAAGUAGAUACCAGCCUUAUUUUUAGCAAUAUAAUUUAAUGACAAAUUUCGUGUGAUUGAGUCAAAAAAAUGUGUUACUUUUGUGCAACUUACGAGUAAACUUGUAUUACAUUGGUGUCUGGUGUUUGUCUAGAGCAGUGCAUCCAGAUGUUAACUAUAUGGUAAUCAAUUAAACAAAUGAAUCAUUUGCAGGUUGUUUUUGUAGAUGUUAUUCCGGUUUCAGAAAUAAAUUGAAAACCUUUAUUACCAAUCUUGUUUUGUAAUAGUGAAAACUGGAGUUAAGUUUUUUUCUGGAACUGGAUGUUAGAGUAGUAUACUAAAUAAGGUAUAAUUAAUAUUAGGCUAUUUUUGUUUUUAGUAGAUUGAUUUUAGAAAUGUGAUGAACAUUUUACAAUAGUCAGUUUAUUUUAUCCACAUUAUCAUCUGAGUAAUUCUACUCAUUACAGAC
Molecule: messenger RNA, 17133 nt
Organism: Psylliodes chrysocephalus
Lineage: Eukaryota; Metazoa; Arthropoda; Insecta; Coleoptera; Chrysomelidae
Source: the annotation of a GenBank genome assembly